Messenger RNA from Closterium sp. Yama58-4, 1065 nucleotides. NCBI's taxonomy places the organism in Eukaryota, Viridiplantae, Streptophyta, Zygnematophyceae, Desmidiales, Closteriaceae. The record is from the annotation of a GenBank genome assembly.
AUGGUGGCAAUGAAGGACGUGUUGCCAAAGGCAGGUCCCAUGUUCGUCGCCUCAGUCCGCCUCAUUCCAGCCGGACUGCUCCUCGUUGCCUUUGCAGCCAGCCGCGGCCGUCCCAUGCCCAAGUCCGCCCUUGCGUGGUUCUCCAUUCUCCUCUUUGCCCUCGUGGACGCCACAGCCUUCCAGGGCUGUCUCACAGAGGGCUUGCGCAGAACAUCAGCCGGCCUUGGAUCAGUUAUAAUUGACUCUCAGCCACUCACAGUGGCUGUGCUCGCGGCCCUUCUGUUUGGAGAGACCAUUUCCAAAACAGGGGCGCUGGGGCUUGUGCUGGGGGUUGUAGGCUUGCUGCUGCUUGAGGUCCCUCUGGAUGCGCUUCUCUCCUUCACUUCCUCUCUCACUGCGUCCAGCCAAUCAGUGCUUGCCACGUUGCCACUAGACAGCACUCUCUCUCUACCAGACAUCGCCCCUUCCCUCACUGAUUCCACUGUCACUAUAGCAGCAGCAGCAGCAGCAGCAGCAGCAGCAGCAGCAGCAGCUGAUGCUACAUCAGUAGCAUCAACAGCCAUUGCACUGACAUCAUCAGCAGCGGCUGCAGUGGGUGUGGGAGAGUGGCAGCUGUGGGAAAGUGGGGAGUGGUGGAUGCUGCUUGCUGCUCAAAGCAUGGCUGUCGGAACAGUCAUGGUGCGCUGGGUCUGCAGGCACUGUGAUCCCAUCAUGGCCACCGGAUGGCACAUGGUGCUGGGAGGCAUUCCUCUCCUCUACCUCUCCUUUCAGCAGCAUGAUCCAGCAGUCUCUGGUGGUCUUGCUGACCUUUCCCUGCUCGAUUGGUCCUCCUUAAUGUACACUUCAGUCUUCGGAAGUGCAAUUAGCUAUGGAGUGUUCUUUUACAAUGCAAACAAAGGAAACCUUACAAGGCUGAGCUCAUUGACUUUCCUCACUCCUGCAUUUGCUGCAUUCUUCGGGUUCAUAUUCCUAGGCGAAACACUGUCCCCUCUUCAGUUCUUUGGUGCUGGAGUCACACUGGUUGCAAUCUACCUUGUAAAUGCUCGUUCUCAGCAAAAAGCCUAG